Messenger RNA from Glossina fuscipes, 2058 nucleotides. RefSeq lists its product as uncharacterized. The transcript is spliced from 4 exons. The coding region runs from base 1034 to 2017 and encodes 327 amino acids. NCBI's taxonomy places the organism in Eukaryota, Metazoa, Arthropoda, Insecta, Diptera, Glossinidae. The record is from RefSeq and is a predicted model, not a curated record.
AUAAAUAAAUAAAUAAAGAAAAAAACGAAAAGAACGAAAACGAAAAAUCUUCUCAUGCACUAAAGCGAAAUAAAGCGGUGAUAUGUCAAGCGGUUUAAAUUAUUACUUAAUAAAAGUGACCGUUAAAUGAACUAAGUUGUGAGAGCAAAAAAAAAAUUGGAAAAAACAUCUAAUAAAUUAUACGCAACAUUAUUAUUUUGAAGACGAUAGUCGCGUAAACUUAAAUAAUUCAAAUUUUGCGAUUUAUUUUUAUUUAUUUUUUUUUUGUUUUUGGGUUUUUUUCCUUCGACGAACUUUGCGUGGAAAUAUUGGACGUCUGCAUUUUCGUCAUAUAUAUUCAAUGUGAAAUUUAUUACGCCCAACCCACCAGUCAAUCGUCAGUGUUCAAUCUUAUGUUAUACUUAGUAUUCCUUUUAUGUAAAAAAAAUUACAAAUUGUUUUACUCUAUCUAUGCAAACAACAGCGAGAUACUAACUAAUACGACUCCUACUGCCUCCAUUGCCUCCAUUGCCAUCGUGCAUGUCUUAUGCUCAGCUGAACAUUGCUUAAGAUAAUAUUCCUUUAAAAGCCAUAUAAGAACGUUAUAUAGCGGCUUCUUUGCCAGGCAGUGUAUUUAGUUGACUGUGAAUCUAUCUUGAUGUAUGUAAUGUAUAUGUGUGUGUGCGUACAUGCCAUAUAUUGUCAGUGAGUGAGUGAGUGAGUGAAUUGAACAUUGUUUAUUCAUUCAUAGUUCUUUCUUGUACGUGAAUAACAAAACAAUGCAAUUGUAGUGUGGCUUUUGUCGUUGUGGUUGUAGUGGUUAGUUACUUGAAUUAACUGAAAUUGUUAACGCGAAACACAUAAACGUCAACUCGGCAAAUUGAUCUAAACUAAAUUGUGCGUUUGGGUGCAUGCGUGUAUGCCCCCCUACCCCCCACCCCCUCCGCGUUGCUUCUUUACUUGUAUUGUUACUUGUAAUUGUGUGUGUGUGUGUAAGCGUGUACGUUUGUAUCGUUAAAAUUCAAGUUACAGUUGUACUGUGAAUUUGCACAAAAUGCUUUUAAUAAAAUUCAUUAUUGUAAGUUUACUUUAUCAUAUGUGCUGCGGUUCCGCAAUCGCCGGAGCGCAGUCAAACAUCCAAGACAAUAAAAAGGAAACAAAAUCUACUGUGAAACAAUCUAACAUUUAUAAUAUUAAAAGACUGAAUGCAGUAACAAAAGAAACAUUAAUUGAAAGGAAUAAACAAAGGCCGCAAAAUAAGCAGGAACAAAAAAAGCAUCAAACGGAAUUAAAGUCUAAUGACCAUUUAUUCGAGGGUGUAACGGCGACGGCGGCGUCUCUUAAACAAUCAAUAAAUCCAAAAAAGUAUAAAAACCUAACAAAAAGUUCGCAUAAACUUAAUAAGAAAAUGUUAAACAAAUUAGGUUUCACUAAAGUUAAAGCGCCCAACAGUCAUAACCGGAAACGUUUGGCCAUCGAGUCACGCCGUCACGCUUCGCCUGAUGAUUCACACAUGUUCAUCAUAAAAUUGCCGCCAAAUAUGCAUUACUAUAGCCAUCCUAAAGCAUAUGCUGCAGCAACAGACUCCAAAAAUUCAUUGACUCCAAAGACGCUCAAACAUGCUGAAGAUGCUAACGGGAAAAAGGUUUCAUUUCCAUUCAGCUCAAAUGGCAGGCCGGGGCGUAUUUACCAUUGGAAUUUGCCAGUUUUAAAGAAAAUGCUGCAAGACAAACAACGUUACCCAACGGCAACGAAUACGUCGCCAAAGAAAGCGGAAAAACUUAUUGAUAUAAAGAACAUACCAACAUGGUCAAAACCGUGGGAGAAUGAUUCCAUUGAGAAAUCUUACGGUCAUGAUGCAACGACAAACUAUAAAAAACCACUAAAACGUAAAUCACCAACGUACUACGCACCAGCGAAUGCAGUCAACAAAAACAGUUUUAAUAAAUAUUUCUCUGGCAAUGGCAAGCCCAAGGGGUUCUACGUCAUUAAAGAGAAUCAGAAAAAGCCGUCAUACUAUAAAAAUAUCAUAGUGUAAAAAAUUUGAUUUAAACUAAGCGUUAUGAAAGAAAAAGAAAA